Molecule: messenger RNA, 1557 nt
Organism: Erigeron canadensis
Lineage: Eukaryota; Viridiplantae; Streptophyta; Magnoliopsida; Asterales; Asteraceae
Product: NADH dehydrogenase [ubiquinone] 1 alpha subcomplex subunit 9, mitochondrial
Exons: 13
Coding region: 129-1334 (401 amino acids)
Cellular component (GO): mitochondrion
Molecular function (GO): protein-containing complex binding
Source: RefSeq, a predicted model, not a curated record
UAAGCUAACCUUUUUUUAAAACACACACACACAGAGGCGCAAGUUAGAACAAGCCUCGCGAAUCUAUCUCUAUACCCUCCUUUACUGUAUCUAUAUAUCUGUAUCUAUCUGUGAACUCUGAAGUAACGAUGCAGACCAUUUCGAGGCGAUCCUUAUCCCUCUCUCAGUCAUCAAUUUACUCUCUCAGAUCAUCAAUUUCCCCUAUUUCCGAUCACUAUUACGGCGGCAGUGGCGGUUACGAUGACCGGCGUUACGCUUCAACUCUUACGACGAAAGGCGUUGGUCAUUUGGUCCGUAAGGGCACUGGUGGACGAUCAUCUGUUAGUGGAAUAGUUGCUACAGUAUUUGGAGCGACUGGUUUCCUUGGGCGUUAUUUGGUGCAAGAGCUUGCUAAGAUGGGUUCACAAGUGCUGGUGCCUUUUAGAGGUUCUGAGGAUUCACCUCGACAUCUCAAACUGAUGGGUGAUUUGGGGCAGAUUGUUCCCAUGAAAUAUAAUCCAAGAGAUGAAAACUCAAUUAAGGCAGUCAUGGCUAAGGCAAAUGUUGUAAUCAAUCUCAUAGGAAGGGAAUAUGACACUAGAAAUUAUAGUUUUGAGGAAGUCAACCAUCACAUGGCAGAACAACUUGCCAAGCUUUCCAAAGAACAUGGUGGAAUCAUGAGAUUUAUACAACUUUCUUGCUUAGGAGCCUCUAAAUCAUCUCCAUCCAGAAUGCUCCAAGCUAAAGCUGCUGCCGAGGAAUCCAUCUUACGUGAAUUGCCUGAGGCCACGAUACUGAGACCUGCGGUGAUGCUUGGCACAGAAGAUCGGAUCUUGAAUCCAUGGGCUCAGUUUGCUAGAAAAUAUAACUUUCUUCCACUUGUUAACCAUGGAUCUACCAAGAUUCAACCUGUGUAUGUUGCUGAUGUUGCUUCUGCAGUUGUUGCUACUUUGAAAGAUGAUGGUAGUAGCAUGGGAAAACUUUAUGAACUUGGUGGACCCGACAUAUAUACACUACGUGAAUUGGCUGAAAUUAUGUAUGAAGUUAUUCGAGAAUGGCCGCAUUAUGUUAAUGUUCCUUUUCCUAUUGCAAAGGCAAUCUCAACGCCUCGUGAUAUAUUGCUUAAUAAAGUUCCAUUCCCCUUGCCUUCACCAAGUAUUUUCAAUUUGGAUAUGAUCAAUGCUCUUUCCUCGGAUAAACUCGUCUCAGAAGAUGCUCUAACAUUUAGUGAUCUUGGCCUUGUGCCACAUAAGGUGAAGGGAUAUCCUAUUGAGUUCCUUAUUCAGUAUCGCAAGGGUGGGCCCAAUUAUGGUUCUACAGUCAGUGAAAGAGCGAAUCCAGAUUCUUAUCCUUGAGUUUUUUGGAUAUACAAUUUAUUAAGACGUGGUGUAUGAGCCAUCGGGUAGCUUCUAAUAGAGGUUUCCAAGUGCAUUUUGUUUUCCCGGGGACAAUGUUAGGGAGGAAUAAAAAGAUUUGAAUCUUUCUUUGUGAAACCAUUGCAUUAUUUGUAUAAUUCCGAAACUUUUUGUAUCCUCUUGUUAAAAUUAAAAAGAAGAAAGCGAAUGUUUUGGCUUCUCA